Messenger RNA from Bradysia coprophila, 3855 nucleotides. It is a transcript of the gene Tmf, whose product is annotated as TATA element modulatory factor. NCBI's taxonomy places the organism in Eukaryota, Metazoa, Arthropoda, Insecta, Diptera, Sciaridae. Gene Ontology annotation, cellular component: endoplasmic reticulum; Golgi apparatus. The record is from RefSeq and is a predicted model, not a curated record.
GUCCUCGAUUUGUUGACAGAAGGAAAAACUUUUAUUUGACGUGUGUUGAUAAAAUAUUUAUUUUGUUCAAACUGCGUUUUUUUAGUAAUAAAAUUAUGCAAAUUUCGUCAAAAAUCAAUCGGAAUUACGGUUGAAAAGCAAAGACAUUAACAAAUACAACGCAUCGUGAAUGCAUACAAUCUAUUAAUUGGAAAGAAAUCAAAAUUUAACUUUGUGUUUCCGUGACAUCAAAAUCUGAGUUGAUAAAAGAGAAGACAAUUACUAUUGUCGUCUGACUAAUUAUGCGAUCAGUCAGGCCCUACGAAAGGUUAUUUUUUAUGAUUUUAUUAUGAGUUGGUUUGACACAACUGGAAUAGCCAGUCUGGCGAAAAAUGCUCUCAAAGAGGCUCAGAAAACUAUUGACAAAGCGUUGGACAUAAAGGACGACGAAUCUGCCGCAGAAUCAGCAACAUUCGAUAGCAGCAUUCUUGAUAGUCAAGCGAAAUCAGCAAAUAUGAAGCAUUCGUCAAGCAACAGUGCACUGCAGUCAAGUAUCUGGGGAUCAUUCACUGGUUCGUUUUUCGAUAAUCCAAUCGGCGAUACAAAAACUGUAACAACACCUCCAUCAAGCAGUGUGGUAGCUCGCAUAAACGAAGACCUGUGUGAUAUUUUAGAACGACCAGCCAAGGAAACGUCACAAAAUGAAAGUGAAGGCAAUAGUUCGGCAUCAGUGGAAAUAAUGAGUCCUCCUACAACUCCCGGUUCCAAUUUAACAUCACCAGAACAAUUAUCCGGCCCAACGGUUCAGCAUUCUGAGUCUGUUGAAGUCAUUAGUGCCACAACACCGUCUAGUGAUUUAAUAACAGUAUCGUCCAGUUCACCAUCUGAACAAUUGUCGCUUAGCUGCAAUUUAAAUCCGGACAGUGUGGAAGUGAUUUCUGAUGAAUUCAUGGACGAAGAUUUGAGCAUCGAAGACGACUCGAAAAGUUACAAUACAGUCACGGAAAGCACAACGAUCGUAACAGUUUUCGAAGGAUCAUCGAAGGCCAUUACCACAGCACCCAGUCGAUCUGGUCUACAUUUAUCGCUGGAAGCGUCAACAGCAGACCUAAUUAAAUCUUCCGACCGAAAGUCUUUGAAUGAAAUGAAAGUUUCCGUCGAUUCCGACACAAAGAAAGUUCCUAGGCUCAUCGAAGAUGCGAUGCUGGAAAAAUCGAUCGAAAGUUUCGAUUCUCAAACUCAGUUUUCCGAUUCGACUCAUUCAUUCGAAGAAGUGCAGCCACAAAAUCAAGACAGCGGUAAUCGCAGUGAUUCUCCACAAAGUUCCGAAGAGCACAGCGAUAUUGUAAAAGUAAGUUCAGAACAAAAUUCGAGCGAUGAAAUCGAAACAGCAACUUCAUCCGAUAUUGAGAUCAUUUCGCCCAAUGGUGACUCAAGCAGCACGAAUAGUGUGCACAAGGUGAGCCCAUUGAAUUGUUCGAUCCAACACGCAGAAUUGUCAAAGAAAAAAGGCCACAGCCGUGAGCUAUCUACACACUCUAUGCAAAGCAAUGCUAGCGAUGACUCACGAUUCAGCUACCAGCCCGAAACUGAACGAUUAAUGCGACGCAUCAGCGAAUUAUCAGAUAUUUUAGAGUCUCGUGAAUAUAAAUUGAUGGAACUGGGCCGAGAGAAUGCAGAAUUGAGAGAGAAGAAUGCUGAAAUGAAAGUUCAUUUGGACACGAAGCGUAAACGAGACGACUGCAUGGAAGUGACCAGUGUAACGGAAGAGUAUACCCAAAGAUUGUCAGCAAUCGAGAAAAAGUUUCAACAGUCGAUUCGAGAACGUGAUAAUCUCAGGGAUCAAUUGAAGGCCGCUCGAUCCGAUCUUGCCAGUAAGAUGUCCAAGGAAGACAUUCAAAAAGUGAUCAACGAAAAGGACUUCAUGAUCGAAGAACUGAAAACCGAAGGCGAAAAAUUGUCGAAACAAAUUCUCCAGAAUUCAAACAUAAUCAAGAAGCUCCGGGCCAAAGAAAAAGAUUCGGACAGCACGUUGAAAAGACAGAAUGAGCAAAUCGAAGAAUUAACGGACGAGAUGGAACGAUUGAAAAAAUCAUUAUCAGCCAAAGAUGAGGUGGAACGAUCACAAAUCGAAGCCGUUCACAAGCUAUCAUCGGAAAAGCGUAAAUUGGAACGUGAAAAUGGUCAGCUAAAGAGUCAAUUAGAUGAUACAACACAGAAAUUGAAAACGCUGCAAACUUCGUUCGAGGCAGCGAAAAAAGAGCUAAAUGAAAGACAACAAUCCCAUUCCGAACUGACUAAAAAGGCGGAGGUAUUGGCUAUUUUGGAGUCGGAAAAAAAUGCCACUGCAGUACGAAACGAGCAGAUCUUAAUCGAAUUGUCAAGUCUGCGUGAGAAACUUAAGCAGGUCGAAGGUGGGAAUAACCAAAAGGAACUUAAUCUACGUCGCGAGAAUGCCGAGCUACUACGACGAUUGGAGGAGACCGAACUGAAAUUGGAGCAGCAAACUGGUUUAUUGAGUGACUCCACUAUUCCUCUGUUCAGACAAAUUGAAGCGCUGCAAUCGACGUUAGAUCAACGGAAUACAGUAUUUGAAGGCAAGGAAAAACAUUAUUUGGAACAAAUCGAUGAGCUACAGUGCAAAUUCACGAAAUUAUCGAAUACGGAGCAGGUGUCGACGGAGCAGAGAGUAACUUUGAAAAAUAAAAUUUCCACUCUGGAGGAAGAGGUGUCCACACUUCGAAUAAAAUUGGACAAAGUCAGCGAUUCCAUUCAACAGAAAGAAAUGGAAUUUGUGUUCAAGGAAAACGAAUUGCGGGACGAGAUCAAGAAACUGCAUCUGGUCAACGAGGAGCGCACAAAAGAAUUGGACGAGAGUCGCUCGAAAAUAGAAAAACUUCACGGUCAAUUGAACGUGGAAAAGGAGAUUGGUUUGUCGGAGAGGCGACGAGGACAAGAGUUGGAACGGAAAGUGAAAAGACUAAGCGAAUCAAAUCUUGAACCGGACGAUAAGGUUGAUUCACAUCGCGGAGAUGUUUCACCUACAUUGAGUUUAGGUCAUGCAUCGAAUGCAGACUCACUGAGCAGCGCAUUGUGGCCGAUGGAAGACAUUGACUGUGUGUCGAAUUCCGGUCGACAAAAUUCCAUCUAUGGAGCCAGUGGAUUCGGUUCGGCAACGCAUACGACUCUAUUGGAAAAUCUACAGGCAAGCUUAAAGCAAAGAGAUGGCGAAAACCAUCAACUACAAUGGGAACUGUCUCGUCUACAAGCUGAUCGUAAUUUUCUGAUGACGGAGGUGUCCAAUUUAACGUCACAAUUGGAAACGAUUAAGGAAAAAUUUAAUCAAAAUGAACAUGUUGCCAUUGAAUACAACGAACUACAACGCAAGUACGAUGCCAUUCUUCAGAUGUACGGCGAAAAAGUGGAAGAAACUGAAGAACUGCAACUGGACUUACUGGAUGUGAAGGAGAUGUACAAGGCUCAAAUUGACGAGCUACUCAAGCAGCAAAAGGAGCGAGAUAAAGCGGCAAAUGAUUGAUGCUCCUAAAUGUUUAUACCACUUCGUUUAUGCGAAUGAGUUCAUUGUAAUGGUACAUCGAGUGGUGCUUCGACAGAAACUACUGAAUUAUAGGAUUGUUGGUCUUUGACAUAAUGUGAUCGCACUUGAAGCGUUUUAGUUUUUAGUUUACAUCAGUGUGGGUGUGUGUAUGUGCAUGUGUGGAACAGAUUACAUUUACAUAUUUAUUCGCUGUUCCUCCGCUUCCACAUUCAUUUACGACGCAUUGUAUUUGUUAUUUGUUUUAAAUUUUAUGGAAAUUUUUGCAUUCUUUCCUAGUUUUUAAACUCUUGUGAAAUUACAAAAGAAAAAUUAAUUAA